Messenger RNA from Alternaria rosae, 997 nucleotides. RefSeq lists its product as uncharacterized. NCBI's taxonomy places the organism in Eukaryota, Fungi, Ascomycota, Dothideomycetes, Pleosporales, Pleosporaceae. The transcript has a single exon. The record is from RefSeq and is a predicted model, not a curated record. The coding region runs from base 253 to 852 and encodes 199 amino acids.
CAGGCGUUUCAAUGAAGGCUUCGCCACCGGAGACGGCCAAUAUCAAGAUCACCAAAAGCACGCUCAGAUUGAAACGCACUACACAACAUGCUGGAAUAAGAAGAAUGAUAGCUGCUCGGAUAUGCUACACUUCAAUGCACUAGGAUGCCACCACUAUGCUUGAAGCCGUUAACAUCGCACUCGAUUAAGAAGGUCAGAUAAAGAGAGGUAUGCUGGGUAUAUAUGAUAAUGGAAUAGAGGCGAGACUAGACCAUGGGAAAGAACAAAUCAAGAACUCAGCCAAGAAAGAUACCAGAACGCCCGGAAACCCCCUUCAAUAACACCGGGAUCAUUACCCAAUCAAAAAAGUCUGGCAUGGUUAGCUUUGCCGUGCGCUGUACUUGUCCCGAACACUCACCAUCGUUUACUUUCCGGCGGUCUGCUCACAACCCUCUACUUCUGUUGACUAUCGUAGACACUGCAGCAUUGACACCGCCAGUGGUUGCUGCAGUAUGCACAACCCAGAUCCCUAUCAACACUGUUAUCCCCAUAACAUUGGCAACAUUGCCAUCGCAAUAUCGGAUGAUUGGGGUGUUCAAUGUAAUGCGCGCCAUUGCUAGUUGGGAAGGAGGGGCUGGAGUUGGUUGUCGAGACGUCUUGGUAACUACCCAAAGGCCUAGCCAUGCUACUUUGAGUCGUGUGAGUCGCGGCACGAAGGUGCUCAGCCGAGGAAGGGGUAGUGCGACUGUACGUAGAGUACUCCGUGGCAGCUGGGCAGCAUUGACAAAGGCGAUGGCGGCACGCGAAACUCGUACAGACAAAAACGUAGGCGAUAUUGUUAGGGCCGUCUCCACAUUGGCAACAGAAUACUGAUGGCAUCUUGUGGUUGGAUGGUGGGGUAUUUGUAAGUGGAUAUGUUAAAGAAGAAACUCUGGUCGCUAAGUAAUGUAUUUCUUAUGAGUGGAAGAUGUUAGAGUAUCUUGCGGUGCUGUCUGUUUAUGAGAAUGAGAGAGUCGAA